Paramuricea clavata is the source of this 348-nucleotide messenger RNA. NCBI's taxonomy places the organism in Eukaryota, Metazoa, Cnidaria, Anthozoa, Malacalcyonacea, Plexauridae. The record is from the annotation of a GenBank genome assembly.
AUGUCGAAACAAGAGUCGGGUCUUUCAGAAGCUCAAGCGAAAUACGUAAACAGUUGGUUUGACGGGCUGACGUUCACGCGCGAGGAUCCAAGGUUCAAGUACACAACAAAUGCUAGAUAUCAAAACGUUUGCGCAAAAAUUGAACUUGUCGAAGAAGAACUUACUUCGUACGAGAUGAAGUCUCGUAUUUCUGACCAGAAUUUACAUGGCGGAAUUUCAAGGAAAGGAAAGUGCUUGAAUUGCGACAUAUGCAGCAAGAGGGGGGAUAAAACGAUUGCAAGUGACAGAAAUAUGCUUAUUGGAAACAUCCAGCAAAUCUUGCCCGAAAUUCGGCAAAAUUUCGUAUAG